Molecule: messenger RNA, 2151 nt
Organism: Torulaspora globosa
Lineage: Eukaryota; Fungi; Ascomycota; Saccharomycetes; Saccharomycetales; Saccharomycetaceae
Exons: 1
Coding region: 1-2151 (716 amino acids)
Molecular function (GO): mannosyltransferase activity
Source: RefSeq, a predicted model, not a curated record
AUGGGAUCCGCAAAGAAACCGUCGCUGAGACAGAGAGCAAAAGAGAUGGCUCCUUUACAGUACGCUGCGCGUGCAAAGAGAUCUCUGCAAGGAGGAAUUGUAAAUUUGUAUUCGAGGAUGAGUAUGCUUUUGUUCCGCAGACGGUCGAAUCUUGUCCUGAUUCUGCUGGUGGUGAUCGGGGUGCUGGUGGGCCGGUCGGCGAUGAGGGAGAACCUCACGCCCUCGAUCGGGCGUUCGUGGCAGAACGUGGAGGUGGUGGAACGCAAGCCAGACUUGCUGCAUGUGGAUGUGUCGCAACUGUUGAAACGCAAGCCGUUGGGGCGGUCUCCGGUGACCGAGCGGAUGCUCAGACAGGAGUACACCAAGGAAGACAUUACGGGGUUUGUGUCGAACCUGGACGUCGACAAGCUGGUGGCGAGGAAGAAGAAGCAGGCAGACAAGGACCACGCCAAGAUCGAUGCGAAGCUGAACCUGAACGACUACAGGAACCUGGCCACGUGCAAGGACCUGGCGUACUUGUCUAGCAUCUACCACUCGACAGAGAAGGUGCUGCUCGAGGACGACUUGAAGACCCUGAGGGCGAAGCUGAGGAGCGAGAAGAAUUUCCUCACUAACGAGAUCGCCAACGAGGACGCCGAAAAAGGUUUAACCGAGAACGAAAUCAUCCAGCAGAAGUGGUUCCAGUUCGGUACCUCGGCAGUAUGGUUAGAAAGGGAACAGUGCUAUGUGGCGUACUCCAGAGUCAUUUAUGCGCCCUCGGGAGUCAGAGACGAGCCUCACUUGUCGCUUGUGAGAGCCCAAGCUUUCGAUAAGGACUGGAAAGAAAUCAAAGGAAAACGGAUUCCCUACGUCGACAUGCCGAUCCCGAAGGAUAUGCCCGAGGCGCUGAAGAAGAUCGACAAGGAGCUCGGCCUUUCCGACUGUCAGGAGCACCGCAAGGACUCGUCCGAGUACGAGUCGUGCGUUGUUGAAAAUGCCAAGAACAGACUUCUCGCGCAAAACCGCAAGGACAAGAUCAUGUCCAAAUACUACAUGACUUACCCAACCGUUUUAAAUAUUCCGUUCAACCCUUGGGGCGACUGGCGUGGCCCCGAAGAUCCAAAGGUCAUCUUGCGCAAGGCCAAGAACUACGAGGAGCCCGUGGUGAUGUUCAACAUCUGGGACGACCACUUAGAGCGCCGUGUCAUGGUCGCAUUCAUGCCACACAGGAAGGUGGACCCUUUAAUUAAGCUGAAGGUUAUGGGCCGUGAGCAACGCGGUGCCGAGAAGAACUGGACCCCUUUCUUCCACAGGAACAGCGGCGAAUCCUCCGUGUCGCGCGGAUUUCUGCACUUUAUCUACAGUUUCAGUCCGCUCGAAAUUCUCAAGUGCUCGUUGAACGACGGCUUCUGCGAGAUGGUCUUCGAGGCAGACACGCUGCGGAUCACAGAGGGGAACCGUUUCGACGGUUUCCGCGGCGGAACGCAGUUCGUGCCGCUGCCCGACGUGCUGCCGCAGGUCAGGGGCCAGCAGAUCUGGAUCGGCUUCCCCAAACAGCACAUCUCCGACUGUGGCUGCGGCGACCGCUACUACAGGCCGAUGUUCAGCGUGCUCGCCGAGCACGAUGGUGUGUACAGCCAGGAGCUGCUCGUGCCCGCCCUGGGCUUCAACAUCGACGUCAUCUCCUGGGACCUCAAGGGAACCUACUGCAAAGCAGUCAACAUUCUCAGCCCGAACGCCAUCGCCCACUGGGACGUCGUCCAACAGGAUCCGCACUCCAAGAUCUACGAGGACUACCUGACCAUCUCGGUCUCCGAGGCCGACAUCAACACCAGAGUCGUCACCAUCCGCGGCCUGCUCAACUACAUCCUCAACAUGUACCGCGAGAAAGAACUGCAGGAAAAGUUCGAGAUCAGCGAGCAGGCAGACGCCAUCGUCGGCCAAACGCUGCAGUGUCUCAAGGCCUCCGCCUUCAACUACUGCAAGCUAUACGGAGAAGCACAUCCAGAGCCCAAGGAGGACGACCAGGACGAUUUCCCGCCGGACGAUUUCCGACCGGACGAUUUCCAGCAAGACGAAGAGUCCUCCUCGGAGAAGUCGCCAGACGACCGCGACAACGACGACAACAGCGAGGACCGCGACGAUCACAGACAAGACGACGCCAGCGACUAG